AUGAUAACGUUAAGAAUGGCGAUGAAUUGCCGUCACCGGCUCGAACCAAAGCUCGAUUCGUACUAUUUCAAAAACACAAUUCAGAGCAUUCCAACGUAUGUCUCCGCUGGCGACGUUCUGUCACGUGAUCUCCAAUGGUGCGCCGAGCAGCUAAACAAGAACUUGAAGGCCCACGAUAACGGUACGGUGAGACCCGUUUCUGUUCGGAGCGGGCGGGCUAAUCAGUAUCAUGGUAAGAUUUUGCAUGUUCUGGGGAGGGAAGGUGGUGGGACUGUUGAUUUGGAGGUGGUCUUGGAGCCCGAGACUAUGCCGGGUUUGGAGUUGGAUUCAAAGUUCAUGUAUUAUGUGUCGGGUUAUUGA
Ilex paraguariensis (yerba mate) is the source of this 360-nucleotide messenger RNA. Lineage: Eukaryota; Viridiplantae; Streptophyta; Magnoliopsida; Aquifoliales; Aquifoliaceae. The record is from the annotation of a GenBank genome assembly.